Molecule: messenger RNA, 528 nt
Organism: Orycteropus afer afer
Lineage: Eukaryota; Metazoa; Chordata; Mammalia; Tubulidentata; Orycteropodidae
Source: RefSeq, a predicted model, not a curated record
GCCUUGUAGACCCUUUUUACGAAGAUGGCGCCGAAAGCGAAGAAGGAAGCCCCUGCCCCUCCCAAAACUGAAGCCAAAGCAAAGGCGUUGAAGGCCAAGAAGGCUGUGCUGAAGGGCGUCCACAGCCACAAAAAAAAGAAGAUCCGCACGUCACCCACCUUCCGGCGGCCUAAGACACUGAGGCUCCGCAGGCACCCCAAAUAUCCUCGGAAGAGCGCCCCCAGGAGAAACAAGCUUGACCACUAUGCCAUCAUCAAGUUCCCUCUGACUACUGAGUCUGCCAUGAAGAAGAUAGAAGAUAACAACACACUUGUGUUCAUUGUGGAUGUCAAAGCCAACAAGCACCAGAUCAAACAGGCUGUGAAGAAGCUCUAUGACAUUGAUGUGGCAAAGGUUAACACCUUGAUCAGGCCUGAUGGAGAGAAGAAGGCAUAUGUUCGACUGGCUCCUGACUAUGACGCUUUGGAUGUCGCCAACAAAAUUGGGAUCAUCUAAACCAAGUCCAGCUGGCUAAUUCUAAAUAUAAAU